AUGAAUCGUUAUUUAAUCAACCUAUCCUAUAUAGGCACACGGUUUCGUGGUAUCCAACGGACGAUCGACAAGUCGCGUGGUCAGUUUAAGGAUCCACACACAGUGCAGGGAGUGAUUGAAGAGGCCUUACUUAAGCUAAGAUCGGUAAAUGAACCCCUGCUGAAGUUGUCUAGCCGCACCGACACCGGCGUGCAUGCACUGCACAACACCGUGCACGUGGAUCUUCUGCGACCGAACGGACUACCGUACGAUGCGAAUCAUAUCACGCGAACGCUCAACCGUUGCUUUGAAAAAGAUGAACAGGCACUGCGUGUUCUCAGCACCGUACACGUGCCCCUUACAUUCCACGCACGAAUGUGCGCUAAAUCGCGCACAUAUCUAUACCGAUUGGCGGUUUUAAAGAAAGAAUUCUCCUCCGAAGCCACGCGACUACAUCCACACCUACGUUUCAUUCCGAUCGAAGAGCACGAUCGAUGCUACUUUUUAGGCCAUCCGCGGUUCGAUGUUGAAACGUUCAUUAAAGUCGCCCUUACAUUCAAGGGAGUGCAUGAUUUUCGAACGUUUAUGGCUGUUGCCAGAGGUAACCCUCGACAGCAAGAAGCGAUGCAUUCGUUAAGACGCAUUGAUGAGAUUACGAUCGAGCGGGGUCAAACCGUGGCGUCGAUAUAUAAUAGAGCGCAGACCGAACGAUACUACGAUUUCUGGGACAUAAGGAUACGAGGCCGUUCGUUUUUGUACCGGCAGGUGCGGCGUAUGGUAGGUGCCUGGUUGGCAGCAGCCGAAGGACGCAUCAACGAGCGAGACGUCUACUACAUGCUCACAGUGCCAUCGCAAAACUCCUGGUUGAGCAGCGUGUUCGUGGCACCAGCAUACGCUCUCUAUCUCUGCCACGUUGCCUACGAUCCGAUUGAUCUCGCGUUUCCUUGCAAUCAGGACGUAACCGAAGAUGGCAAGCUUUCUCGAGCAGCUGCGCAAUCGUAA
This is a messenger RNA of Anopheles nili, 981 nucleotides long. RefSeq names its product tRNA pseudouridine synthase-like 1. Gene Ontology annotation, biological process: tRNA pseudouridine synthesis. The transcript has 5 exons. The coding region runs from base 1 to 981 and encodes 326 amino acids. Gene Ontology annotation, molecular function: pseudouridine synthase activity; RNA binding. Lineage: Eukaryota; Metazoa; Arthropoda; Insecta; Diptera; Culicidae. The record is from RefSeq and is a predicted model, not a curated record.